CGCCGCUCGCGAUGACCCCCCUCCAACGAUUCCGGGGUCUUCGCGACCCAAGCGUGACGCUCUACGCCGACGAUGGAGGGGAGCUACACACCACCUCCUCCGUCCGGGCGUUGUUCCACCUCUUUCUUCCCCCCUGUAGGAAUCACGGGACUGAAAGAAAGGUUAGAUUUCUGUUUGCCUUUCUGGGCAUCUCAGUCCGAACACGAUAAAGAUUCUGAGAGCACUGUAACAAUUAUUAUUAAACGAUUUCUCUGUCUCUUGCUCUGAACAGGAAUUCCUAUCAUCGUUGCAGAUCAAAUACGAUGAACAUAGAAUUGGAGAAAGGUGGAAUCUUUGUGCGUGAAAACUGCAAUCAGUUGCAGCAGCAGGUUGAUUCUCAACCUGCCUGAAAAAGGGAUCGGCUUUUACGAAAGAAUUAGACUGGACUCAAGAACACCUCUGAACUGAACCUGAACACAGCCGGAAUGCUUGGUAGAGACUUCUGUUUCUGAAUUUAUGAAAAAUUUUGUUGGAUACCUAUAUUUAUCCUUGGUCAUUUUCUUAAAUGAUAUCUUCUUGUUCAAGUAGUUUUUUGUGCUUUAAAAUUUCAAGGUGUGUAAGAGUGUAUGUAAUAUAUUUACAUGGCCAAAUUUUAUGUGAUAUUUCUGCUUUUCUACAAUAUCUACUUUGUGUCGUGUACUUGUGUGCCUGAUAUGUUGCUCCAUGUUAUAUUUCUUGAAGGACAAAGGUUCUGAUGAGGUUGUACUCAAGGCCAUGGGAAGGGCUAUCAAUAAAAUUGUCAUGGUUGUAGAAUUGAUCAAGGUACUCCUGAAGACUCUGGUCCUUGCUAAUAUUACUGGUGACUUGAUUGUUGAUUGUGUGAGAAUGUCGGCACCAAAUGGAUGGGGGCAAAAUGUGAGGAUGGAAUUGGGAUCCUGUUCUAAGCUUGGAUGUUUAUGGAAAUGGCGUCCAAGUGAAAUCUCAGUGCUGGACUGUAGGGUUUACAAAUGCGGUGCCCGAGUAGACUGAGUAUGUAUUCUCUGGUUGUAUGUGAACCCUAUAUGCUUACUUAAAAGCAGAGCAGCUUGUUUCCACAAAAACUUCUCUCUCGCGCUAGCAGCUGUUGGUAGGAAUGCAUUCGAUGAACAACGCUCUUGCUCGGCGAGGCAGCCCUGAACAGCUUGGUAAGCACAUGCUUAGAGUGGCCACUGAGCUAGCAAUUCACUAGAGAAAGGGGAACCUGAUGGAUGUCUUUUCUUGUAGUUUACUCUUCGCACACUACGGACUUCUCACAGUUUUCUUUGCUUAUUGCUUCAAACGAUUUUAAAAAUUAUGCUGCAUGCAGUUUCUUGUCACCUGACUGCUCUGUAGAGCUAAGUUUGUAUUUUUAACUGAUGUUCCUUUAACUCCUUUUCCCCUGAAACCAAUAUCUAUGCUUACACAAACAGUACGUUAUCCUUGUUUUCCUUUUUUAAAUUCAUAGCCUCAUUACUUACUAUUAAGUUAUUCUCACUCGAUUGUAUUGUACUUUUUAUAUUCAGAUUUCUACAGGACGAGGCUGGGAUCUCAAGGGCUUAUGUCGUGCUUCAUAGAUGGAGAGGUGGGCGACAGCAAACCAACAAGCCGCUGAGACCUUUGCAUAGGUUGGGUCGCGUUGCUUCCCCUGAGUGACUGAGUAGCCGUAUCUACUUGGUCAGUAAUUUUGGUUGGCUAACACCGAGUUUCCUUAUCGUUCUCUCGUGGUCUUUGCGAAGUAUGGUACGACGCGGCUUAAUGUGGACCUGCUUGAUGGCUCGGUCUCCUAUUCAGAGCCUGCAUCGGAUUGGUAUGCAUCACCGGUUCACUCUAAAGACCUUGUUUUCAUUAUUUUUCUACUUGCGCUGCCUUAAUAUGAAAUGCAUCAUUGGCUAAUUUAUUAAUAGUAGCUGCUAUGCUUAUUAGCCAGGACAUCAUGGCGUGCAUAUGGCUGGACCAAAUCACCUAGCUGACAAAAGGUCGAACAAGUACUCCAUCAUUUUCAAUAACAGGUAUUUUCGCUAUACUGUUUCAGUUUUAUAUCUGUUGCCUGAAAUUUUUGUAGUGACAAUAAUUUAGACAGAACAAAUUAUCCUAGAACAUUAAUACUGCAAACAACUCUGCUAUUAGUGGAGAAAUUCUACACGCUGAUAAAGUGUUAGAUGAAAUGUCAUAAUGGUGCAGAGAGAAAGAAUCUCUUGUGGUUUUUAUUGAUAGCGAGGAUGAGAUCACCUUUUCAUUACAUCUCAAUGAAGGUUCAGCGAAUAAAUUUGCUCAUGUUGAUGCCAUAAAUACGGUUAGCUGAAGCUAUUUCAAGUGGGAAGAUUUUUUACAGAAAUACUUCGGAUAUGUGUGACAGUGAAGAAGCCAUAAAACAAGCGAAAGGUUAUCAAUUUGACACCUUUGUUUGAUUACAUCCUAUUAUGUAUUUCAAAGCUGAAGUUGGAAUACUCAUAGUUGUUCUUAUCAUUAUUGGUUACUUGUGCAAAUUUUUUACCAACCGGUUUCUAUGCUACAUUUAUCUUCUACCCUCCUUUUAUUCAACAUUACCUUGCAACUCUGCAGCCAAGGAUUAAUUUGUGACAUAGAAUUGGGACUGCUCUGUGGAAACAAAGUCACCCUUGUUUGAAUUUUCCUCAACUCCAUCUAGAGGUAACGAUUCUUCUUGUGCAGCCCCUUGCACUUCAGCCAUGUUGUUUUCUGAAGGAGAGACUUCUGAUGCAGCAAGGUGAAAUUCUCUGAUAUCCAAAGCAUAGCCCCCAUCUGAUUUUACUUCAUCGUGUAUGCUUCUUUUGACUUCAUCUCUUUUGGGUUUCUCUAGAGACUCUUAUGAUGCAACAAGCUGAUGUUCUCCAAUAGCCUGGACACUGUCCCCAGCUGAUGUUAAUUCACCCUUAAAAGAAGUUAGGGGAACCUGACUUUUAGCCGAACCUUCAUGCUGCAUGACAUUUUGCACUUCAACUGCACUGCAAUCAGGAGGAGACGCUUCUAGAACAGUAGGUUGAAGCUGUCUGCCAUCAAGAACAUGAUUUCAUCUGCUUUUGCUGGCUUUUCUUCCAUUGUUUCAGCUUGACCUCUAUUGCAUUCCUGAGUAGAGUCAUCAGAUGUAGCAAGACAAUGCUGCCCAAUGGUUGAGACAUCAUUCUCAUUUGAUGCUAGCUGCCUUUCCUCUGCAUUUUUUUUGAAUUUUGACCCUGUUACAUUCCUGAGCAGAGAUGUCUGACACAACAAGGCAACAUCAAACAGUGAGGGAAAACAGAGGUUGUUUUUUUAAUGCCACUGAUGAGAAGGAGUUGCUGAAUGCAAUUUUCAAGCCUGCUGUUGAGUAUCCUCACGCGGACAAUUUAGCUGGCAAGGAGACAAGGCAGCGAUUGAGUACCAGGAUGAGUCUAUUCAAUGUCGCUGAGGCAACAGUUACAAGAUCCUGGAAGAAAACCCGUGGCAGCUCUACACUACAAUAAGGGUGAUAAAGAUGUCUCGCCCAAUGGAAGGUUCACGAUGUUCCCCAUCCUCUGCUCAAAAGUCUUGGCGUGAAGAAUCUCCCAGCUGUAAUUGGCCGAACCGUGAAUGGUGAGGAGCUCCUUCUGAAGGAUGGCAUUUCGGUGAAAGAUCUCAGAUCUGGUGUCAAGGAAUUGAAGACACUGCUAGAUAGUAUUGAGAAGAAGAAUAAGAAGUUAUUAUCGAAUCUAGCUAAUAAGAAACCUUCCGGUCAAUGGGAAGAAAUCAAGAAGAUUCCUCUGCUCACAGCUUCCAAUUUUGAGGAAAUCAAGAAGACUCCAGUAUGCAUCAUUGGUGUUUUCGGGUCAAACAAAGCCAAGGGGCAGCUUGAAGCAGUCCUGUCUGAGAUAUCUAAGAAGACUCUGAUAAGGGGGCAGAACUAUAAUUCCAGAAAUGUUGUCUCCUAUGCUUUGCUGGAUAAGGACAAACAAUCUGCAUUCCUGUCAUCGUUUGACAAGUCUGGAUACAGGUCAUCUGACAAGCUGCUCAUCGCCUACAAGGAACCCAUUAUUAUUAUGUUAUUAUUAUUUAGAACUGAAGGAAGAUUUGGAUGCAAUGUUUCCCAUGUGAAUACAUACAGUGGAAUUGCAGAAAAAUCAAUGGAUAAGUUUGCUGUAUUGAUAUCAUCUUUCAGAUACCCCGGCCCCCAUGCCAGUGGCCUUCGUGCUCCUUUAAAGGAUGUGAAAAACACACUUUUUGUGAGGUAUGCAGCUCUAGAACCUUUUUUCAGACUUGAAACUUCUAAGGAAAUUAAGUAUGAUUGGUUUACUUACUGGCGACAGUACAAUCUUGUUAUGAUUAUGUAUCUAUUUUUUAUCAUUCACGUUACAAACAUGUGAACCAAAAAGUACCCUACUGUCAGUUCAACAUAGGUGCAAAAAUCACUUUACACCUAUAAGGCUUGUACCUGGCACACUUUCAUUCUAUCAUUGUACUUUUAUGAUCCUGUGAUCCCUAGCAUGGUUCUAAGGCCCAAGUAUAUUCUUUUCCCUACCUUUGUGCAAAGCCUGUAAUGAUGUGGCCGAUAAAAUUCAGGAAGUGCUGGUGAUGUGUUGGAAGAUAACCCUGUUGGGAGGCUCAAGGUUUACGUGCAUGAUCUCCCCAGUAAAUACAACAAGAAGCUGGUGAAGAAGGAUCCUAGGUGCCUGAACCACAUGUUUGCUGCUGAGAUCUUCAUGCACCGGUUACUGUUGUCAAGUGCUGUCCGAACAUUUAAUCCUGAAGAAGCAGAUUGGUUCUACACUCCCGUAUACGCCACAUGUGAUCUGACUCCUUCGGGUCUUCCCCUUCCCUUCAAAUCUCCACGCAUGAUGCUCAGCGCAAUUGAGCUGAUUGCCACGAACUGGCCUUACUGGAACAGAUCAGAGGGUGCAGAUCAUUUCUUUGUCACGCCACAUGACUUUGGUGCUUGCUUCCAUUAUCAGGAUGAGAAAGCAAUCGGGCGGGGAAUCCUUCCCUUGCUUCAGCAUGCUACACUGGUUCAGACCUUUGGACAGAAGAACCAUGUCUGCCUGAAGGGUGGGUCCAUCACAAUCCCACCAUUUGCACCUCCCCAGAAAAUGCAGGCUCACCUUAUCCCCGCGGACACCCCUCGGUCUAUCUUCGUGUACUUCCGUGGUCUGUUCUACGACACCAGCAACGAUCCUGAGGGUGGUUACUAUGCGAGAGGUGCUCGUGCAUCAGUCUGGGAGAACUUCAAGAACAACCCGCUCUUCGACAUCUCGACUGAUCACCCAUCGACUUACUACGAAGACAUGGAGCGUUCAGUGUUCUGCCUGUGCCCCUUGGGCUGGGCUCCAUGGAGCCCCAGGCUGGUGGAAGCUGUGGUUUUCGGCUGCAUCCCGUUGAUCAUCGCCGACAUUGUCCUGCCCUUUGCGGACGCCAUCCCAUGGGAGGAGAUCGGUGUGUUUGUCGCCGAGGAGGAUGUCCCGAAGCUGGACAGCAUCCUGACGUCCAUCCCAACAGAUGUUAUACUGAGGAAGCAACGUCUCCUUGCAAAUCCAUCGAUGAAACAGGCCAUGCUGUUCCCCCAGCCUGCUCAGGCGGGAGAUGCAUUCCACCAGAUCCUAAAUGGGCUCGCGCGCAAGCUCCCACAUGGUGACAGCGUCUUCUUGAAGCCCGGGGAGAGGGUCCUGAACUGGACCGCCGGACCGCCAGGCGACCUGAAACCUUGGUAGCAUCUGCCUGCCUAGAACCUUUUUGGGAAAAAAGCAAGAAUGAGAACAUGGUGAUAUACAUACAUGCACCUUUAAGUUACCAUGGUUGUAAAAAAGCAAGAAUGAGAACAUGGUGAUAUACAUACAUGCACCUUUAAGUUACCAUGGUUGUAUACUUGUAUAGUGCUGACCACAAGCCAAAUGUACAUUUUG
Messenger RNA from Zea mays, 5861 nucleotides. Its product is annotated as probable glucuronosyltransferase Os01g0926700. Gene Ontology annotation, molecular function: glycosyltransferase activity. NCBI's taxonomy places the organism in Eukaryota, Viridiplantae, Streptophyta, Magnoliopsida, Poales, Poaceae. Bases 4647 to 5669 code for a protein of 340 amino acids. The transcript has 6 exons. The record is from RefSeq and is a predicted model, not a curated record. Gene Ontology annotation, biological process: plant-type secondary cell wall biogenesis; glucuronoxylan biosynthetic process.